This is a messenger RNA of Oncorhynchus keta (chum salmon), 1451 nucleotides long. Its product is annotated as CUB and sushi domain-containing protein 3-like. The transcript is spliced from 4 exons. The record is from RefSeq and is a predicted model, not a curated record. Gene Ontology annotation, biological process: regulation of dendrite development. Bases 10 to 480 code for a protein of 156 amino acids. NCBI's taxonomy places the organism in Eukaryota, Metazoa, Chordata, Actinopteri, Salmoniformes, Salmonidae.
GCCAGGUUAAUGCUCCUGCUGUACCACAUGAAAGCCCUGGCCCACAGCACGUAUAGCCGGGUUACCGAGGAGACCUGGGCUAUGGAUGGUUUUGUCUCAGCUGAACCUGACGGGGGCAGUUAUGUAUUCCAAGGCUUCAUACAGGGGAAAGACUAUGGACAGUUUGGGCUGCAGAGACUAGGUAUGAAGGUGAGAGAGAUCAACAUCACCACUGCAGGUCCUCCUCAUGUCUCCAACAGCAGCUCUAUGGUCAUAGCCAUCCUGGUACCUUUCUUUGGCCUCGUGUUGGCAGGCCUGGGAUUCUAUCUCUACAAACAACGGAGAACGGAUCAGACCCAGUACACCGGCUGUUCAGUCCACGAGAACAACAACGGCCAGGCGACAUAUGAGAACCCCAUGUACGACACCAACACCAAGUCUGCGGAGGGGAAAGUGGUUCGCUUCGACCCCAACCUCAACACCGUAUGCACUGUGGUUUGAAGAUGUGUGUGUGUGUGCCAAACACACCGGGGUUUGACGAUGCUUUUGCCGAACAGGAAAAGCUUGUUCAGAAAUGCAGCACUGGUUUGAUGCAACACUGUACUGUGGUUUAUUGAUGCUGUCUGACGAACGGAAUUUGCCCGAGAGUUCUUUUGGUUUAAAAAAAAAAUGGAUGUCUUGUCUUUUAUAAUAUCUCUCUGCAACGAGUUUCUGAAGACGGCACAGCGCAGCCUCGGGAAACAGGAAGGCAAAAGCACACCUUCAGGAACAACAGUUGUGUGUGUUGUGGAUGAUGGACGGGGUGAGUCAGCAAGCAGAAUGAGACGGUCCUCUUUUUAAAAUACAUCUUCACCUGAUGGGUGAAGUUAUUCCUAACUGCACUCUGAGAGUGAUGCUAUGUGAAUAAUGCUGUUCCCGACAUGUUGGUACACAAGAGUCGUUUACGCUCCAGUCAACGCAAACAAUGGAGCGUCGUCAAGGCAACAGUCAACGCAAACAAUGGAGCGUCGUCAAGGCAACAGUCAACGCAAACAAUGGAGCGUCGUCAAGGCAACAGUCAACGCAAACAAUGGAGCGUCGUCAAGGCAACAGUCAACGCAAACAAUGGAGCGUCGUCAAGGCACCAGUCAACGCAAACAAUGGAGCGUCGUCAAGGCAACCAAAUGGAACCCUAGUCUUUCCGGAUGGAAGUUAUCAGACCUGGGUUCAAAUACUAUUCAAAUUCCUUUAGCCUUUGCUCUAGUCUGCCCCAGAGGGGUGGAGGGGGUUGGUCCUUUUGCGAUUAUUCUAUUUGGUUCAAUUGCGACAAGUAAGCUCAAUAAAUCCCAAAUACUGUCAAAUAUUUUAAAUGAUAUCGAUCGAUUGAUUUGAUGUUACAGGACAUAUUUAAAAUACAUAUAGAGUUGACUCAUUCGUCUGAUCACAAGAAUACAACACAAAUGUAUCAAAUCUUAUUUGAACCCAGGUCUGUC